CUCUGUCGAAACCAACUCGCAACCUAUUUCAAACAAAAUUAGAUUCCUUCCGCCAAGGCCUUCCUCUGAUUUAUCUGUCGUUCUACUUGCUGCCUUGAAAUCUGCAGUCUUUUUCUCUCUCUUUCCGUCAAUCAUGGCACAGGAAGAGGAGAAAUCUGACAUUCAGAAAACUGGAGACGAAAGCGAACAGAUUGAUGAGGCCAUAGAGCUUGUUCUCUUUCAAGUGUCUGAAUGUUACGUAUAUAUAAUUCCCCCCAGGAAGAGCGCAGCUUCUUACAGGGCCGAUGAAUGGGAUGUGAACAAAUGGGCAUGGGAAGGGACAUUGAAAGUCGUUAGCAAGGGAGAACUAUGCAUUAUAAAACUUGAAGAUAGGAAAACAGGUGAACUAUAUGCUCGGGCAUUUUUAAGAAAUGGAGAGCCACAUCCUGUGGAGCCUGUCAUUGACAGCAGCAGGUAUUUUGUUCUUCGCAUAGAAGAGAACAUAGGUGGCCGUCUCCGGCAUGCCUUCAUUGGUAUAGGAUUCCGAGAAAGAACAGAGGCUUAUGACUUUCAAGCUGCCUUGCAUGACCAUAUGAAAUAUCUAAACAAGAAGAAAGAAGCAGAAGAGAUGGAACAACAUUUCCAGCAAACUUCCUCAGUUGAUUACAGUUUAAAAGAAGGAGAGACUCUCAAACUGCAAAUUAAGACGAAUAAAAGUGGCCACAAUAUAAAAUCCAAGUUGCUCGAGCAGGGUCAGAGCAGCACCUCAGAAGAAAAAUUUGAUACAAAAGAAUCUAAACCACUUAGCAUUAAGUUACCACCCCCACCACCCCCAGCAUCUCCUACUGCUGCCUUACAGAAGUCUCCAACAAAUUUCAGCCCUGAGAAAGCUCCCAGAGAUGAGCCGCGUAAAGUAGACAAAGAAGACCAAGAACAUAUGAGCGUUCCAGAAAAUCAGAGCAAGCAGGAUAUACCGGAUGAUGAUUUUGGCGACUUUCAAACAGCUGGUUAACCUUGUUGACCACACUAACAUGUCUGUGUUCCAGCACUUAUACGUUUAUCUCGUACGUUUCGAAUCUUUGAUGGUUACAAGGAAUGUGUAAAAUUGAGGGAUUGUUUUGUGGUACAUAACACAAAGUAUGAUUGUGCUCUGCUCAGAUAUUGAAUACGCGUAUCUUUUCUCCCGUAUUCUUCUAGAGCAAACAAAGUUUCCAAGAAUCCAUCCAUAUACUUAUUUGGAAAUGGAAGGGUCGAAUUGAUCGUUUAGUAUGGUUUUGUUGCGUCGUUCCCAUGAAUUGUUGAAGAUAAACAAAGGCACAAGGAAACAGAAAGCUAGACGAGAAGACAAACUGUGGAAGCGGACGGCAAUAUGCUUUGUGGUAGCCGUACGUCAAAGCUAUCUACGUUGCGGCUUACCGGUGCUCGUUAUCCAACUUGGUGGAUGUUGGAUAACCCAAUCCAGGAGACUUGAUAAAGAGACUGGGGAUUACAAUUAAUAAAUAUUUUUAUAUAUUUAUUUUAUUAUAAAUCAUUCAUAUAUUUAUUUGUUCAUUGAAGAUGAUAGAAGGACAAGAACUUGCAAGAAUAUGUGUAUCCAUUUCAUGGGGCGUGGCUUUUCCCCAUAAUUCA
Molecule: messenger RNA, 1608 nt
Organism: Neltuma alba
Lineage: Eukaryota; Viridiplantae; Streptophyta; Magnoliopsida; Fabales; Fabaceae
Exons: 8
Coding region: 134-991 (285 amino acids)
Biological process (GO): endocytosis
Cellular component (GO): membrane; clathrin vesicle coat
Source: RefSeq, a predicted model, not a curated record